Messenger RNA from Brassica napus (rape), 778 nucleotides. Its product is annotated as nuclear transcription factor Y subunit B-2-like. The transcript has a single exon. Gene Ontology annotation, biological process: regulation of transcription by RNA polymerase II. Gene Ontology annotation, cellular component: CCAAT-binding factor complex; nucleus. Gene Ontology annotation, molecular function: RNA polymerase II cis-regulatory region sequence-specific DNA binding; DNA-binding transcription activator activity, RNA polymerase II-specific; protein heterodimerization activity. NCBI's taxonomy places the organism in Eukaryota, Viridiplantae, Streptophyta, Magnoliopsida, Brassicales, Brassicaceae. The record is from RefSeq and is a predicted model, not a curated record. Bases 1 to 561 code for a protein of 186 amino acids.
AUGGGGGAUUCAGACAAGGACUCCGGUGGAGGGCAAAACGGACAGUCACCGUUGUCUCCCAGAGAGCAAGACAGGUUCCUACCGAUCGCUAACGUGAGCCGGAUCAUGAAGAAGGCCUUGCCAGCGAACGCCAAGAUCUCCAAAGAUGCUAAAGAGACGAUGCAGGAGUGCGUCUCUGAGUUUAUAAGCUUCGUCACCGGAGAGGCGUCGGAUAAGUGCCAGAAGGAGAAGAGGAAGACGAUCAACGGCGACGAUUUGCUCUGGGCUAUGACCACUCUAGGGUUCGAGGAUUACGUUGAGCCGCUGAAGGUUUACUUGCAGAGGUUUAGGGAGAUCGAAGGGGAGAGGGCUGGACUGGGGAGGCCGCAGACAGGUGGCGAAGGUGGAGAGCAUCAGAGAGAUGCUGGUGUUGGCGAUGGAGGUGGAUUCUAUGGCGGUGGUGGGAUGCAGUAUCACCAGCAUCAUCAGUUUCUUCAACAGCAGAACCAUAUGUAUGGGUCCACAGGUGGUGGUGGGGGUGACGGUGGAGGAGGAGCUGGCUCCGGUAGGACAAGAACUUAAAAGAGAUUGGUGAAAGUGGAUCUCUGUAUAUAGAUACAUUUAUAAACAUGUAAAACUAUUUAAGUAUCAUGUUGGUUAUGUAAAACUAGAUUUUGAGGCUGUGUAAAGAGAGACCCAAGUGUGUAUUUGAAACAAUAUGAUUCGCUCACGGAUCUGCUCCGUUUAGUCUUGUAUUUAAGUGUCAAUAUGCUUACAAAGAAACCAGCUUUGAUGAAAA